CUGAUUUUAAGACUGAAUGGGAUGUACCAUGUAGAAAUAAAAGAAUAAGAUGCAAACUCUUGUAUUAUAAGUAUGUUUAUUCAAAAUAAAACAUAGAUUUAAGAAACAGAAAUACGUUCUAAAGAAUCACCCUAAACUCCAGAAACAGUGGAUAUGUCUGGUCCUCGAUAAUAAAAUAUUAUAGUCUUAAAGAAACUGCUUGCUUCGUCAAGGUUGAGUGUUGAUCAAAUCAUUAAUCCAACUUUGAAAAAAAGCUCGCAUUCUACAUUAAAUAGAAAAAGAAGAUCAUAAUUAAAUUGAUAAUAAG
Paramecium sonneborni is the source of this 307-nucleotide messenger RNA. NCBI's taxonomy places the organism in Eukaryota, Ciliophora, Oligohymenophorea, Peniculida, Parameciidae. The record is from the annotation of a GenBank genome assembly.